Diatraea saccharalis (sugarcane borer) is the source of this 579-nucleotide messenger RNA. Lineage: Eukaryota; Metazoa; Arthropoda; Insecta; Lepidoptera; Crambidae. The record is from the annotation of a GenBank genome assembly.
AUGAAGUGUUGCGUUUUAUCUUGUAAAAACUACUCGGAUAGACGAUCUGAUGCUAUGGAUGGCAUUACAUUUCAUGUAUUUCCAUCGGAUGAUAAUCUUAAACAACAAUGGAUGACAAAAAUUAAUAGACGAGACUGGACUCCAACAAAGUAUACAAAAAUUUGUUCUUGCCAUUUUAAUGAAGAAGACUUUGUCAUGACAAAAAAAGGUCUUAGAAAAUUAAAGAAGGGAACUUUACCUUCUUUAAAACUGGAUAUAUCGGUUAAUAGAAGGUUAUUGGAGCCUACAAUACCAUCACUCGAGCCUACCACAAGUGAUUUGAAUGAAUUUUUGAUACUACACGAUACGCCCAAGAAAAAAAAGUUGAAGCAAGAAAUAGAGCAACUUCGAUGGAAAGCAAAAAAAGAUGGAUUAAAAAUCAGAAGACUUCAAAUGAAACUUAAACGUUUGAAAAAAAAGGUACCUACACAUUCUAGUAGCAUACAAUUUAUCUGCGCGCAAGUUCAAGUUUCUGGUAAGGUGCAAUCCUCGUCUUUAUUCAUCUCGCCGCAUUCGUCCGCAGUCGAGUGUAGUCCUUAA